Lytechinus variegatus (green sea urchin) is the source of this 1920-nucleotide messenger RNA. RefSeq lists its product as uncharacterized. NCBI's taxonomy places the organism in Eukaryota, Metazoa, Echinodermata, Echinoidea, Temnopleuroida, Toxopneustidae. Gene Ontology annotation, molecular function: wide pore channel activity. Gene Ontology annotation, cellular component: membrane. The coding region runs from base 99 to 1304 and encodes 401 amino acids. The transcript has 7 exons. The record is from RefSeq and is a predicted model, not a curated record.
GUUAUCAAUCUAUUCUAGAGAGAGGCGAGAAAAAGAACUUCGUUUACUUCGAAGAAGAAUCCAUUUGCAGCCAUGGCGAGGCACGAUACAAGAACGCGAUGGCUGAAGCUGACAGAUAUCCUCUCUCAAGAUCGUUUGUCAUCGACGCAUGCGCACUACCAGCCUACUUCAAAGUGGCGGAUUACAGGUCGUUCUUGCAUAAAUGGGGAACUGGUGUGGUCGUCGACGUUGAGGUCGGUACGAAGGUUAUUAAGCGAUUCAGGUCAUCUGACACCGAUUUUGUAAAGCACAUUAGUAAAAAGUAUCCGGAAGCGCUCAAGUCUGGCGGCGGUUACAUGGGAUAUUCCAGUUCUGUGGUUGUAGACAUUGGUGCAAUCUCGUCAAAGCUCGAUAGCCCGGAUUUCUUCGGAGAGCACUCGGAGACGCUUCGCAUCGGAGGAUAUGACCGACCGGAACCAAUCCGUAUCAAGGUCAUAGGCAUUCAUGAGAUCUUUACAGAUGUCUUUUGGCAGCUGUUGGAUGAAUACGUAACAGAUGGACUUUGUGACGUCACUUUCAAAACCCGGAUGGCGGGGGUACGCAGUAACAUCAGACGUGCACUAGAACAGUUCGCCGGUCGGAACAACGCUCAAAUGGCAAAGGACCCUGUGAUACAGGUUCCCUUGACGUGGCCAUAUGGUACCUACACCCUUCCCAUGCCUAAGGUUGGAUGCCCCGUCGCACAUUUCUACUGGAGAACAGGCUCACGCUUCCAGGACACCGAGAAGUACUUACCCAACAACUACUGGUCCGACCCAUGCCAUCUGGAGGGUCCUUACCACUUCUACAACGUCGAGCAGAACUUCUGUUCCAAGACCGUACCUGCAGAGGAUGACUACGACUGGGAGUGGCCUCAGGGAGAAUACUGCAUCCUGAAGAAGGGCGCCGAGUGUCCCUCAGGUUUUGACGAAGGCUGGGUCCUCUGGGAUGACAGCGACGUCCUCAAUUCCAACCGAGCUACGGGUGAGCUCCCCGAGGGCGAGUACGAUCGCGACACUCUGAUGUACUUCUGCUGUCGUGAAGACGGUUCAGCCUCGACCGAAGUCUUCCUCCCGACCGACGACAACUUCUUCCUUUACCAGAAAGCUUCGACGUGCCAACAGGUGUUUGGGAUGAGUGUUAACGAGGAGUUCUUCCGGUGGGACGGGGAGGACGAUCGCGUGGUGCUUAGGGACUACGUUGGUGGAAGUACACCUUAUAACACCGGUGAGGACAGCGAUCAUAAGAUACACUACUGCUACUACUACACCGGUGAGAUGGACUAACACGGAAGUAUUAACAUCAGACUAUGGGCGUGCACCAUUAGCUUGGGAGACAACAUGGUAACCAUGGGCCUACAAUAGAGAGUUUUCGCAACCGCAACGGGAUGGAUUCAAGAACACAGUAAAUGUAUUAACAAUGCCCGUCAAAUGACAAAGAACCGCUGGUAGGUCUUUGUCAAAAAUUGCUGAACCGGAACACCAGUUUCGUCCUACGUUUCGGAGCUGACGAAAAAUUGCGAAUUAUGUCGUUUGCCCAGAGUCCAGGAAGAAACUGUUGAUUUGAUUCACCACUUUUCGGCAAAGUCUUCUUUGUUUUGAUUUGUUAUGAAGGGCGUUUGACAAUACAUUUUCCAUGUUCUUGAAUCCGUCGUCCGCCAUGCUGGAGCGAAAAUCAAGGGGUUUUAAGAAAUUGAUUGAAUUUCAAUAUGGACGCAUUAAAACGCAAAACCAUCAACAGGAUCAUACAUGAUUAGAUGAAUGCAAUAUCGGCUGGCUAAAAAAUAAGGGGAAAAGAAUGAGAAAGAAAGAGAUACGUAAAGGGGGAAUAAGAAAUUAUUGUUUAUUAUAUCAAGAUUUGAUUCGUGAGACAUGUAUCGUAAUCGCAUCAUUUGGUCGGUGA